GAUUAGAGCAGAAGUUGUAGUAACAACACUGUCAGCAAUAGCAUCUCUGUGUUGCAACCCCGGACCAGCUUGGGACCUCCACAUCGGAAGUCUUCAGUUCUUUUUUAAUAUGACUCACGUUCUUCACUUCCAGCCCCAUAGCAGUCACCCUCGAAGUUUCUGCUUUAAUUCGUACCUUAAGAGUUUGUGAACUGUCUUUAUUCUGCCUUCCUGGGGUCUGGGAAAUCUUCUAAAACAACUCAGCUCUGUGAUCCUGUGCAUUCUGUUGCCCGUUCACUGGGCCAUCUUAGGCUACCACAGAGCCAGAAUUCCCUGCCACUCGGCUUGCUCUGCAGAAUUUCGACAUGACCUACAGUGUACAAUUUGGGGAUCUUUGGCCCUCGAUUCGUGUUAGUCUUCUCUCAGAGCAGAAGUAUGGCGCGUUGGUCAAUAAUUUUGCUGCUUGUGAUAACGUGAGUGCUGAGCUGGAGCAGCUGAGUGCCAAGGACUUUGUGAAUGAAGCCAUCUCUCGCCAGGAACCAGAGCCUGAGAGUGGCCUCGCUCCCACUCCAUCCCCAGACUGCAGUCCAAACCUUCGAUGCUUUACUUUCUCCAGAGGGGAUGUCAGCCGUUUCCCUCCUGCCAGACUUGGCAGCGUGGGUCUCCUGAAUUACUACCUGAUGGAUGCUGCCUCCUUGCUACCAGUCCUGGCUCUUGGUCUGCAGCCUGGAGACACCGUGCUUGAUCUUUGUGCAGCUCCUGGGGGAAAAACACUGGCCUUACUUCAGACGGGCUGUUGCCGCAAUCUUGCUGCCAACGACCUCUCCACUUCCCGAACAGGCAGACUACAGAAAGUCCUGGACAGUUAUGUGCCCCAAGACAUCAGGGACGGGAAUCAAGUUCGAGUGACCUCAUGGGAUGGCAGGAAGUGGGGAGAACUGGAGGGGGACACCUAUGACCGGGUGUUGGUAGAUGUGCCAUGUACCACAGACCGCCACUCCCUUCAUGAGGAAGAGAACAAUAUCUUCCAGCGCUCAAGGAAAAAGGAGCGACAGAUGCUGCCUAUGCUGCAGGCGCAGCUUCUCGCGGCUGGACUCCUUGCCACCAAACCCGGAGGUCACGUUGUCUACUCCACGUGCUCACUGUCACACUUGCAGAAUGAGUAUGUGGUGCAGGGGGCCAUCGAGCUCCUGGCCAAUCAGUACAGCAUCCAGGUUCAAGUGGAAGACCUGUCUCACUUCCGAAAGCUUUUCAUGGACACAUUCUGUUUCUUCCCAUCCUGCCAGGUUGGGGAGCUGGUAAUACCAAACCUCAUGGCCAAUUUUGGGCCUAUGUACUUCUGCAAAAUGCAUCGGCUGCCCUAGUGUCACCCUCUGGACUCUGUUGGGGGCACCGGAACAGUCGAGUGGCAGAGGCGCACUCCAAGGCCUGCCUCCCUCCUGUGGACAGCAGGAAGUAGGACCACGGCCCAGCUGAGGAUGAUCAGCAGGUUUCUGACUCAGACUUCACUUCUAUCCUGUAACCUGCACUAAGGCCCCUGUUCCAUUAGGGACUUAGACAGAAUCGGUGAAUAAACCCAUAGUUUAAGCUGUAAACUUGGGAAGAAACAUUUAGCCAAUAAAGUUGGUGAAGUA
This is a messenger RNA of Microtus ochrogaster (prairie vole), 1613 nucleotides long. RefSeq names its product NOP2/Sun RNA methyltransferase 4 (gene Nsun4). Gene Ontology annotation, molecular function: RNA methyltransferase activity. Gene Ontology annotation, cellular component: mitochondrial large ribosomal subunit. Gene Ontology annotation, biological process: rRNA methylation. The record is from RefSeq and is a predicted model, not a curated record. NCBI's taxonomy places the organism in Eukaryota, Metazoa, Chordata, Mammalia, Rodentia, Cricetidae.